UAAUCUGACGGGAGUCACGUGACCUGACGCGACUCCGGGAAGUGAUCAGAAUUAGAAGUGGUAAAGAGUGUAUAGUGGUUCUGGUCUGAUUUAAACUCUAACAGUGCACACAGUGAAAAGCAAGGGUAUUCCUUGACUUGCCGCGGCCACGCGACGCUGGGACUGCACUGCACGAACUCAUCCAUGUAAGUUGUUUCCGGUUUUUGACUUUUACGUAAAGGUCGAUCCAUGCUACGCUUGCGAUUCUCUCGUAGUUCUGUUAGCGAUAGCAGUAUUUUGAGCUAACUAAAAAUGUCGGACUCUGAGGAGGGAAGUGUCUAUUCGGACAAUGAGAGUGAGAGAGGAGGAAGACGAGGUGGUGGCAGUGAAAGUGGCCACUCUGUUAGGUCUGGCAAUGUCAGUGAAGCUGGUAGUCCAGCAAGGUCAAGAUCCAGGUCGCACAGCAUUUCCAGGAGCAGGAGUCGUUCGGUCUCCAGAUCCAGAAGUAGAUCUGGCUAUAGGUCUGGCUCCAGAUCCAGAUCAAGAUCGAGAUCUGGUUCACGUUCAGGGUCAGCGAGAGAUGAUGAGGCAGAGGAAGCUAAUUCUGAAGAGGAACCUGAGCCCGAGGAAGAGCCCGAAGGAGAGGACCUGGACGAAUAUGACGAGGAGGAAGAUGAAGAAGACGAUGACAAGCCUAGAAAGAAAAAGAGGAAACAUGGUGUACAGGAUUUCAUUCUUGCGGAAGCUGAAGUAGACGACGAGGUUGAAGACGAUGAAGAAUGGGAAGAGGGUGCCCAAGAAAUUGGUAUCGUUGGUAAUGAAGUUGACGAGAGUGGUCUUACAGCCAGAGAAAUUGAAGGUCGUAGAAGAAGAGGAACUAGUCUGUGGGACUCGCAGAAAGAGGAUGAAAUUGAAGAGUAUCUCAGAAAUAAGUAUGCGAAUGAGUCAUCGGCUGCACACCGUUUUGGUGAUGGUGGUGAGGAGAUGAGCGAUGAAAUCACACAACAAACUCUGCUUCCUGGUGUAAAAGAUCCAAAUUUAUGGAUGGUUAAAUGUCGAAUCGGGGAGGAAAAGUCUACUGUCUUGUUGCUUAUGAGGAAAUUUCUUACCUAUCAAUUUUCUGGGGAGCCUCUGCAAAUAAAAUCGGUAGUCGUACCAGAAGGCGUUAAAGGUUACAUCUACAUUGAGGCAUAUAAGCAACCGCACGUAAAAUCGGCGAUUGAGAAUGUGGGCAACUUGAAAAUGGGAAUCUGGAAACAGCAGAUGGUGCCGAUCAAAGAGAUGACAGACGUUCUCCGUGUAGUUAAAGAACAAACCGGAUUGAAAGCAAAGCAGUGGGUCCGGCUAAAAAGAGGAUUGUACAAAGAUGACAUAGCCCAGGUGGACUAUGUAGAUUUAGCUCAGAAUCAAGUGCAUUUAAAAUUAUUGCCAAGGAUUGACUAUACGAGACCUCGAGGUGCAUUGAGAACAGCACAAAGUGAAUCGGAAGCAGCUAAGAGAAAGAAGAAGAGGAGGCCACCAGCUAAACCUUUCGACCCUGAAGCUAUAAGAGCCAUUGGUGGCGAGGUAGCAAGUGAUGGUGACUUUUUGAUUUUCGAGGCUAAUAGAUAUAGCAGAAAAGGAUUUUUGUAUAAGAACUUUACAACCAACGCUAUUAUAUCUGAAGGCGUAAAGCCUACACUUUCUGAACUUGAAAAAUUUGAAGAAGCCCCGGAAGGGGUUGAUCUUGAACUCAGUGGUGCACCAGUGACUGGAGUUUCAACCGGCAAAGACGAUGCCACUGUAACGCAUACUUUCAGUACUGGUGAUAAUGUAGAGGUUGCUGAGGGUGAAUUGAUGAAUCUUCAGGGUAAAAUUGUGUCCAUAGAUGGUAAUAUGAUUAUGGUGAUGCCCAAACACGAAGAGUUGAAAGAGGCACUCGAGUUCCAGUCUACUGAAUUAAGAAAAUAUUUUACAAUGGGUGACCAUGUUAAGGUGGUAGCAGGCAGAUACGAAGGCGAUACAGGUUUGAUCGUGCGAGUCGAGCCAAAUCGAGUGGUCCUCUUUUCCGAUUUGUCGAUGCACGAGUUGGAAGUUCUACCUCGUGACUUGCAACUCUGUUCGGAUAUGGCCACAGGUGUUGACAGUCUUGGUCAAUUUCAGUGGGGUGAUCUUGUGCAACUUGAUCCGCAGACUGUUGGUGUAAUUGUGCGUCUCGAGCGCGAAAACUUCCACGUACUGUCGAUGCACGGCAAAGUCGUCGAAGCCAGACCACAGGGUUUGACAAAACGACGGGAGAAUAGAAACACAGUGGCGUUGGAUUCACAACAAAACACCAUACAGAAGAAAGAUAUAGUAAAAGUCGUUGACGGACCUCAUUCCGGACGUGGAGGCGAGAUCAAACAUUUAUAUAGGAGUUUUGCAUUUUUACACUCGAGGAUGUUCAUCGAUAACGGCGGUAUUUUUGUGUGCAAGACGAGGCAUUUACAACUCGCUGGAGGUAACAAAGCUAGCACGGGCUCGGCCAUUUCGCCAAUUGUUAGUGGAUUUAUGUCGCCGAGAAUAGCUUCACCAGCUCAUCCCAGCGGUGGUGGUUUCGGUCGAGGCGGUGGCGGCGGAGGAGGCGGCAGAGGUCGAGGUCGUGGAGGUGGUGCGCGUCGUGAUCGCGAUCUAAUUGGCACGACGAUCAAAAUCACAGGAGGACCUUACAAAGGCAAUGUUGGUAUCGUAAAAGACGCUACGGAAACAACAGCUCGCGUCGAAUUGCACUCCACGUGUCAGACGAUUUCCGUCGAUCGUUCGCAUAUUGCCAAUGUUGGCGUACCGACAAAAGACGGUGGAUUCAGCAGCUACAGUCGCACACCUGCCUAUGGUGGUGGUAGUCAGACGCCCAUGUACUCUGGUGGAAAGACACCCAUGCAUGGCUCUCAGACACCUAUGUAUGAAACUGGUUCACGUACACCUCACUACGGCUCGAUGACGCCAUCGCACGACGCUGGCUCCAGAACACCCGGACAGUCCGGAGCUUGGGAUCCAACGGUAACAAACACACCGGCACGUAACAACGACUUUGGUGAUUACAAUAUCGAGGAUGGAGGUUCACCGAGCUACGCUCCAGGUGGCUAUCCUCCAGGUCCAUUCACGCCGCAAACUCCAGGAACUAUGUAUGGUUCCGAACAGAGUUUUGGCCCUUAUCAAACGAGUCCUAGUCCAGUGGCUAGUGCAACUGCCAGUCCAAGUCCUGCUGCUUAUGGCAGCACACCUUCGCCGGCCGGCACUGGUUACACAACGAGUCCACACGGAGCGUUUGCUUCACCUUCGCCAAUGGGAUACAGUCCUAUGACCCCAGGAGGUGCUGGUAGUCCGUAUAAUCCACAGACUCCGGGUUCUGCCAUUGACACGCAUUCUUCUGGUAUGAUGGGCAUUGACUGGCAUACGACAGAUAUUGAAGUUAGAAUUAAGGAUUCUAAUCAAGACAGCGAUUUAGCUGGACAGCAAGGAUACAUAACAACUGUUUCGGGUGGAAUGUGCACAGUUUUCUUACCCCGCGAAGAUCGUUCAGUCAACAUAAUAUGUGAUCAGCUAGAACCUGUCGUUCCAUCUCAAAACGAUAGAGUAAAAGUGAUUAUUGGAGAAGAUCGUGAAUCGGUCGGUACUCUUUUGUCUAUUGACAAUCAAGAGGGUGUCUUCAAAUCUAAUGCAGGGGAAGUGAAAAUGUUGCAGUUGAGAUUUUUAUGCAAGAUGAGAUCAUCUUAAUCAAUUAUUGAUGACAUAUAAUCUUAUUGUUUUUUUUAGUUUUAUUCCUUUUAUUGUAACAUAGUAAUAAUUGUACAUUUAAAAGUUUGAAUAUCGCAAAUUUGCGUGUAAGUCAAAUGAAAUUCGAUUGUUUAGUGAUUUCAACCGACGCUCGAUUUUUGAGCAUCUUUUAACAACUGCGCUAUGAAAAAUUUUUACUUAGGAAUUCCAAUUUACUUUACAAGUAUGUAAAACAGAUUAAUUGACUGUCAAUUUUAAAUUAUUUUGUGUCUAUUUUUAUCAGACUUAUUAAAAGCAUUUUUAAAUGAGA
Molecule: messenger RNA, 4024 nt
Organism: Phymastichus coffea
Lineage: Eukaryota; Metazoa; Arthropoda; Insecta; Hymenoptera; Eulophidae
Gene: Spt5
Product: transcription elongation factor SPT5
Exons: 11
Coding region: 292-3714 (1140 amino acids)
Biological process (GO): regulation of transcription by RNA polymerase II; regulation of DNA-templated transcription elongation; transcription elongation-coupled chromatin remodeling
Cellular component (GO): DSIF complex
Molecular function (GO): protein binding; mRNA binding
Source: RefSeq, a predicted model, not a curated record